GGAAAUCAGAAACAUCAAACUGAGCACCUGCUGAGCACAUCUACAAUAAGAGGCAAAAAGACUGCAAGACAAACUACUGUCACCAUGAAAGCCACAUUUGCCAUCACCGCUCUCGUCGUCCUGGCUCUGGGCUUGACCUCUGAGGCUGUGCAAGUUGAAGAGAAUGGGUUGUCUUUCUCAAUGGAAGCUGUCAAGCGGCUUCAAGAGUUGUCGGAGAGUAAUGGCAUGACAGGACAACAAAACCCAAGACUGAAGGCUAACACCAUGUCCCUCUGCGCUGACCCCAUGCUCCCACAGGAGUUUCUGCCACUCUGCAGGCAGAGAGGAGCAUCUGCUUCCCUGACCAGAUUAUCUGCUGUACCCUUGGACAUCUGUGAGAUCUGCGCAUUUGCUGCCUGCACUGGUUGCUAAACAAACAAAGCAAGCCAGAAACAUCCUGCUUACUUGUGAUUUAUUUUUCAUCCCCUGCUAAACUGUUUUAAGGAAAUUCGACUUUUAACCACAUGCAAUGAUGAAACCAGUGGCUUUAUCUCUGCAUUUUUGACUCCGGCCCAUUGGACACCUGCAAAUUUUAGACUUAAAAUAUCUCAAAAAGGAAAAGAAAAAAAGAAUCUGACAAAAUGGGGAAUGUUUUGCAAACUGUUACUUAGCAUAUUUACUAUUUUAUUUUUCUGCAGAAAAUU
Oreochromis niloticus (Nile tilapia) is the source of this 683-nucleotide messenger RNA. Its product is annotated as guanylin family protein. The transcript has 3 exons. The coding region runs from base 85 to 411 and encodes 108 amino acids. Gene Ontology annotation, cellular component: extracellular region. Lineage: Eukaryota; Metazoa; Chordata; Actinopteri; Cichliformes; Cichlidae. Gene Ontology annotation, molecular function: guanylate cyclase activator activity. The record is from RefSeq and is a predicted model, not a curated record.